This is a messenger RNA of Suillus subalutaceus, 998 nucleotides long. RefSeq lists its product as uncharacterized. The record is from RefSeq and is a predicted model, not a curated record. The transcript is spliced from 6 exons. Lineage: Eukaryota; Fungi; Basidiomycota; Agaricomycetes; Boletales; Suillaceae. Bases 40 to 864 code for a protein of 274 amino acids.
UGAGCAUCAAUCUCCAAGUUAAAGCUAAAUACUCGAUAUAUGGCUCAAGCACCGCCUACACCUCCACCCAUGAGCGCAACAGAGCUUCGAGAUGAAGCUCGAGAUUCCAUCAUUGCUUCCUCGGCGGAAUCCUCGGAUCCCACCGCAUCAUCUAAUACUAGUAGCUCAGGCAGCGCGGAACCCCCCUCACAACUCCCCGCUGUCCAAGACAUAUACCAGCAAGUUUUCCCCCAGCUAUCUGAUCUGGCUGAGCAACAGAACUUUAUUGGUAUCACUAAUAUCGCUGAACAUCACGACUUGAACGGUUCAAACGACAAAAGUUACUCCAGACUGCUUUUGUUUGCUCCCUUGGUCCUGGCUUAUAUGGUGCUGGAUGACUUAACACCUGCUCAACACGCCUUUGCACGGUUACCUGAAAAUGUGUCCUCGCAUCCCCUGUCGCAUGCACUCGCGGCACUCUUAGCAUCCGCUUUGGAACGAAAGUAUGAAAAUACUUACGCUCGGGCCCAAGAGCUGUUUCAGAUGUCGCAGCAAAGUGACUUCCCUGAUCCAAGGCUAGGAAAAACCGUUGGUCUGCUGGUUAAUGACUUCCUUGAUGCAUUCCGCAAGAACACUUUUACGCUUGUUUCGCGAGCGUUCUCGUGCCUCCAUAUUACGGAAGCUCAGAAAUUACUUGGGCUGGGACGAAAGGAGGUACUUACAAUUGCGAACAAUAACCACUGGCAGUUCGACGCCGCCAGUGGUAUAUUGCGACCCUCGAAUACUUCUCUUCCUGCUUUUGUUUCUACGAAACCUGUACCGCCAUCCUCGGUGAUGACGUUCGAUCUUGUCGUGAACAGUGUAACAACCUCAGAAAUAUGUUGAUGUCAGUAGAUGUGUUUGUCGCAACCUCCAUUAUGCAAUACUCAGACGCCGUAUGCUCCCGCACAUCCUGAGUGAUACUUGUACCCAGUGUAGUUGAAUGCAGCACUGGACAACAACCUCGAGGCUUCUAAGAU